AGGCUCCGACGCCCGUGCCCCGCUCUUGGUCUUGGUCUUCUUCCGCGCGCGCUCCUCCCCCUCCCCUCCCCUCCCCGUCGACCAACCUCCGCCGGUCCAUCUCCGCCGCGAACCCAAGAACUGAACCAUGGCGAAGAUCAAGCCAAAGGCAUUGCUGGCACAGAGCAAACAGAAGAAGGGCCCUACUCAGAUCGGCCUGUUGAGGAUCAUCACCUACAUCGUCCUCGGCGCCCUAGCAGUGUCCUCCGUUUACUAUGCCUAUCAGUACUGGCAGAGCAAAGGACCGGCCGUUGCGGCAGCAGCAGCAGAAGGCGCCGUGGGAAACUAAAGCCCCAGGAAUGUAGUUGAUUUUGCUGCUGUUGUUGUAUUGUCUUGUCGUUUUUUUCUGGUGUUCGCAGUCCGGUAAAUUUGUGAAACAUUGACAGAGCAUGCGACGCUUAGUCCCCCUGUAAAUUGCCUUAACAUUUAUGCUUAUGUUUGUUUCUUUGA
Aegilops tauschii subsp. strangulata is the source of this 489-nucleotide messenger RNA. Its product is annotated as peptidyl-prolyl cis-trans isomerase CYP21-3, mitochondrial. The record is from RefSeq and is a predicted model, not a curated record. Lineage: Eukaryota; Viridiplantae; Streptophyta; Magnoliopsida; Poales; Poaceae.